AUGAGCGUACAUGAUUAUAUUGAAGAGCGAGACAAAAUUAUAGAAGACGAAAUCCAACUGCAGCUUGGCGGGAAACUUAAAUUGUAUGGUGACGAAAUAUUAGCAAACCAAAUACUAAUGAGAUACAAACGGCAAGAAGUUGAUGAUUCUUUUCAUAAUCCAGAGUACUUUAAUUUUUCGCGGCACUACUUCGCUUAUCAUAAUGACAUACCGAGAUCUAAAGUGUAUCAAAUAAUAAGGAUGAUGCCGAAAGGAGCGGCGCUACAUGUCCACAGCUCUCUAAUGCUAAGUGCCGAUCGCCUACUAGAACUCACUUACGAAGAACAUUUAUACGCCUGUUUUGCAAAGGACGGAUUGAAACUACGCUUCUCUGAGACAGUUCCCCCUCGACCUUGUCCAUCAAAAUGGAAAUUACUCAGCAAAUUGAGAAAACACACAAAGAAUGUACAUGCUUUCGAUGAGAAACUUAAAAGACAUUUUACAUUAUUUUCUAAAAGUAAGAAGUAUCUAAAAAAGGACAUAAAUUAUACUUGGGAGAGAUUUAAUAAAAUUUGCCGAACGAUAUCUGAUCUAAUAACAUACAGGCCUGUCAGGGAGAAGGUCUUUUAUGAGGGUCUCAAAGAGUUUUACAAAGACAACAUCAUGUACAUUGAAAUUAGAAGUGGGUUACCUCAUUUGUACGAACUCAAUGGUACAAUUCACGACCUGACGUUUAUGCCACGUUUGUACGACACAGUGACUAAGAAAUUCAAGCAGGAGCACCCAGACUUCGUAGGAGUGAAGUUGAUUGUCACGAAACGCCGUUAUAAUGAUAUAACAGAAAUUCAGAAAGUCUUGGAUGUGGCUCAAGCAAUUAAGACAGAGCUUCCUGACUUUUUUGCUGGCUUCGAUUUGGUCGGUCAAGAAGAUUUGGGAAAAACACUACUCGAUUUUCUUCCUGCUUUGAAGAGCGCUGGUGGAGAUCUCAAUUUUUAUUUUCAUGGUGGCGAAACUAAUUGGUUCGGAACAAGUACGGAUGAGAACUUAUUCGAUGCUAUUCUGUUAGGAACUAAAAGGAUAGGUCAUGGUUACGCUCUGCUGAAGCAUCCGAAACUGAUGGCCAUAGUGAGAGCAAAAAAUAUAGCGAUCGAAGUGAACGUUAUAUCAAACAAUGUGCUUUCUUUGAUAAGCGAUGUAAGGAACCAUCCUUUGGCAGCGUAUUUGGCGUACGGCAUGCCAGUGGUGUUAUCCAGCGAUGAUCCCGGCGCGUGGGGAGCCGAUCCCUUAUCUCACGACUUCUACAUAGCGUUCGUUGGUAUUGCGAGUAAAAGAGCCGACUUACGUCUUUUGAAACAACUGAUUAUAAACUCUAUCAACUUCAGUGCUUUAGAUUAUGACAGCAAAAUGAGAAUGUAUAGAAUCUGGAUAGAAAAGUGGAAUUUAUUUAUACAGAAAGUCAUACAGGAUUUUAGAUAA
This is a messenger RNA of Danaus chrysippus (African queen), 1455 nucleotides long. Lineage: Eukaryota; Metazoa; Arthropoda; Insecta; Lepidoptera; Nymphalidae. The record is from the annotation of a GenBank genome assembly.